Molecule: messenger RNA, 847 nt
Organism: Styela clava
Lineage: Eukaryota; Metazoa; Chordata; Ascidiacea; Stolidobranchia; Styelidae
Product: transmembrane protein 101-like
Biological process (GO): positive regulation of canonical NF-kappaB signal transduction
Source: RefSeq, a predicted model, not a curated record
UAUUUCCAGUGGCCGUAGCAUAAAGUUAUUUAAGAUAUCAAGAUGCCGUUUGAAAACUUCGGACGAGACACUCGUCGAUUUGUGUACACAUCAUCAAGAAUAAUCAUCACUCGUUUCCCUUUCUGGGAAGCAUUCAGUACUGCCAUGUUACUGGGAGAGUUGGAUGGGAGGGGAAGGUUGCACCAUGUUCCUGACUAUGCGAUUUAUGCUCACAUUGGAGUCUGCAUUAUACUUGGAAGUCUGAUGAGUUUUGAUGAAGGAAAAAGAAGAUUUGCUUCUCAGCUUUCAGCUGCUCAGAUGGCAUUUGUUGCCUUCGCAUCGUUUGGAAUUUGGAAUAGAACUAGCCAAAUGAUGGCGCUAAAGAUUGUUAGCAGAUAUCUCGGCGUAAUGGCAUCAUAUCUACUGCUAUCUGGUGGAUUUGCUGACAUGAAAGCUUCCCAUAGAAGAUUUGCACAGCUUGGCAACUUCACCGUAGGAAUGUGUCUGAUAUCUGAAGCUUACCUGCUUUAUUCAUGGCCUACAGAGAGGGCAAAGGUCAUGAGUUUGCUGCCAUCACAAUUGAUAAAUUUUGAAGAAAUCAUCGUCAUUGUGUAUUGUGCUCUCUUUUGCCUCUGUGCGUUCUGCUUCAUGUCUGGAUCAAAUCUCAACUCUGGUUCAAAGUGUGCUCUUGCUUUAUGGUUCCUAGUUGUACUAGCUAACCUAGAUUACAAGUACUGGGCAAACUAUGUGGAAUUGUGGACGCAGUUCCGCAUCAUUGCUGCUGAUAUUUGUUUCACUUCAUUAUUGGCAGUGAACUAUGUCAUGAGAUCGUAAUUUGACAAAUGAAUAUCCCAAGUUUUUUUUGCCA